UCUGAUUAAUAAUAAUAAUAACUCGCCUAAAAGUGAUUUCAUUUUUCUGAAAUGGGCAAUAAGAAGAGGAGACGUUUAGACCAGAAGCUCUCCUUACACCAGAGACUCCUGGGCGGUGUCCAAAACAGUUUCGGAUCACCGCUGGCCAAUGAGGCGCGUUUGUCCUUGAAAAGGGAUAAUGGAAUGUCCGACUUGGAAGCCUUCAUCAAUGUGCUGAAAUGUGGCUUUGGUACUGGUUGCUUGGCCAUGCCACAUGCUUUUCUGUACUCGGGUUGGUUGGUUGGUCUUAUAGGCACCUUUGCCCUGAGCUCCUUUAUGCUCUAUGCCAUGCAUAUACUGCUUCAUCACAUCAAUAACUUGGGCAUCCAACACAAAAUGCCCAUGAUCAGCUAUCGAAAAGCUGUGGAACUGGCAAUCAUGAAAGGACCUCGCAAGUUUCACUUCCUGAGCAAGCCCUUUGGUUAUUUAGUGGAUGUCCUGCUGUGUGCUUAUCACUUCGGUGUGGAUUGCGUCUACGUGGUUUUCGUAGCCAAGAGUUUGAAGCAUCUGGGGGAUAUGUACUUGUGGUUCUGGGAUGAGAGGCUCUACAUGGCCUUGAUAGCCUCGCCGCUGAUUCUAACAUUCCUAAUUCGCGAUCUCAAAAGCCUUGUACCGUUUGCUAUAUUAUCCAACAUUCUUUUACUAACAGGCUAUGGCGUGAUUUUGAACUACCUAUUCCGUGAUCUCCCUGAGUUCGAACCACUUCACGCCAUUCAGCCGCUGAGAAACUUUCCCUUCUUUUUUGGCACUGUACUUUUCUCCAUUGAAUCUGUUGGUGUGAUCCUUUCGCUCAGUCGAAGUAUGCGAACCCCGGAGAACUUGAUGGGCACCUGUGGCAUCCUGAAUCAAGGUAUGAUCCUGGUAAUCAGCUUCUAUGCGAUCUUUGGCUUCAUUGGAUAUUGGCGGUAUGGCCAGAAUACAGCCAACUCCAUACUGCAGAAUUUGCCCCAAGAAGAAUUCCUGUCACAAUUGGUGACUGGUAUGUUUGCCCUGGCCAUAUUCUUCAGCUAUGCCCUGCAAGGAUACGUAACUGUGAGCAUUAUCUGGCGCAAUUACUUGGAACCGGAACUGGAGGACACAUACUCACGGGCGGUGGAGUUCCUGCUGAGAAUCGCGUUGGUCAUCGCCUCCGUGCUGGUGGCCAUCCAGUAUCCGGACUUUGGUCUGCUGCUCUCCUUCGUGGGUUCCUUUUGCCUGGCCCAACUGGGUCUGAUCCUGCCGGGCAUCGUGGACAUAUGUCUGCGCUAUGAGCAGGACUACGGCCCUGGAAGGAUCUUUCUCCUGCGAUCCUUGCUAUUCAUUUGCAUGGGCUUGGCUGGCGGAGUGGCCGGUACAGUGGUCUCCCUGCGAACGCUCUACGCUCGCUAUCCGGUUGUAAGGAAAAAGGUCUAG
Drosophila santomea is the source of this 1431-nucleotide messenger RNA. RefSeq names its product proton-coupled amino acid transporter-like protein CG1139. Gene Ontology annotation, molecular function: amino acid transmembrane transporter activity. Gene Ontology annotation, cellular component: vacuolar membrane. Gene Ontology annotation, biological process: amino acid transmembrane transport. The record is from RefSeq and is a predicted model, not a curated record. The coding region runs from base 52 to 1431 and encodes 459 amino acids. Lineage: Eukaryota; Metazoa; Arthropoda; Insecta; Diptera; Drosophilidae. The transcript has 8 exons.